This is a messenger RNA of Naegleria lovaniensis, 954 nucleotides long. RefSeq lists its product as uncharacterized. The record is from RefSeq and is a predicted model, not a curated record. The transcript has a single exon. NCBI's taxonomy places the organism in Eukaryota, Heterolobosea, Eutetramitea, Acrasida, Naegleriidae. Bases 1 to 954 code for a protein of 317 amino acids.
AUGUCCCAACAAGCUUCUUCCCAUUUUGCUCUCACACCCGAUCAAAUUAAUUCUUUCAAUCAAAACGGUUUUUUGAUCAUUGAAAAUUUUAUUCCUUCCGAAACGAACACUCAACUCCGAGAGAGGAUCAAGUAUGUGGUUGAACAUGAAUUUCAUCCCAACAAAAACCACGCCGUCUUUUCAACUUACAAGCAAGACGCUAAACGAGAUUUAGAAAAGUAUUUUGAAGAUUCGGUUGAUAACAUUUCCUUCUUUCUGGAAAAGAACGCCAAUAUUGAUCCCGAGACUGGAGAAUUAAAACAAGAUAAAUUCUCAUGCAUUAACAAAAUCGGACAUGCCAUUCACGAGAAAGAUGAAGUAUUUAGACAAUUUUCUCAUCAACCAAAACUUUAUGAAAUUGUAAAAACAUUAUCACACUUUGAAAGACCUAUUAUUUUACAAAGUAUGGUGAUUUUCAAACAACCAUUCAUUGGAGGAGAAGUCAUUGCUCAUCACGAUGCAACUUUUCUUUACAAUGAAAUAGAACAAGAUCAAACAGAAAACCCAGUCAUUGGUUGUUGGUUUGCUUUAGAAGAUGCUACUCGUGACAAUGGUUGCUUGUGGGUACUUCCAGGGUCUCACAAAUGGGGUUGUAUCAAAAGAUGGGUACGAGUACCUUCCGAGGCAGAUCCAAACGCACAUGAUAUGAAGAUGGAACCUCUGCAACCAGAGUUGCUUCAAUAUACCACAGAAAUGAACUAUGAACAUGACAAGUAUAUUCCUGUGGAGGUGAAGAGUGGAACUUUGGUCGUAUUACAUGGCUAUUUACUUCACAAGAGUUUCGAGAACACAAGUAGCAAGUCACGAGAGGCAUAUACCUUACAUAUCUUGGAUCAAGCGAAACCUUUUGCAAAAGGUCAAUGGAUUCAACCAAAGAGAGAACUGGUGAAUUAUUUUGAGAAACAAAAUGAGUAA